This is a messenger RNA of Talaromyces rugulosus, 954 nucleotides long. RefSeq lists its product as uncharacterized. Bases 1 to 954 code for a protein of 317 amino acids. Gene Ontology annotation, cellular component: cytosol. Lineage: Eukaryota; Fungi; Ascomycota; Eurotiomycetes; Eurotiales; Trichocomaceae. The transcript has a single exon. Gene Ontology annotation, molecular function: peroxidase activity; heme binding. The record is from RefSeq and is a predicted model, not a curated record.
AUGGCUGGCCAAUUUUCCAUCGAACCACAGCGCGUUGAUGCACCCUUGACUCAGUCAGCCACGUUCUUAGUCCUGUCACUUGUAGAUCGUCCUGAGACAGUCCGUACCGUUCGGUCGACGCUGGCAAAUCUCGAGAAUCUUACGAAGAACGUUUCUAUCCGCGACCCAAGCGCUUCAUUUACCUGCACCACCGGUAUUGGAAGCGAUGCUUGGGAUCGUUUGACAGGCCUCCCACGUCCAGCAGAGCUUCACCCGUUCCCCGAGAUAAAGGGCGCAGCUCAUACUGCCGUCUCAACCCCGGGUGAUUUAUUUUUUCACAUUCGCUCGGAGCGUCGAGAUCUGUGUUUUGAAUUUGAGAGACAGCUUCUAGACUGCUUGGGGGAUACGAUAGUGGUCGUCGAUGAAACUGUCGGUUUCCGUUACUUUGAUCUACGAGAUCUUCUUGGAUUUGUCGAUGGUACUGCGAACCCAGUUGGCCGCGCGGUACCCAAUUCAACGCUUGUCGCCCAAGAGGAAGACGCAGCGGCAUGCGGUGGCAGUUACAUCGUCGUGCAGAAAUAUGUCCAUGAUCUAAAGGCAUGGCGAUCCCUCUCCGUCGAACAGCAGGAAGCUAUAAUUGGUCGCACCAAGGUGGAAAAUGUCGAGUUGGAUGAUGCACCUCCGGACCACCAACAAGCACACAAGUCGCUCAGCACGAUCACCGAUGAGAACGGGGUGGAACAUUCCAUCCUUCGCGACAAUAUGCCUUUUGGCUCACCGGGUUCUAGUGAAUUUGGGACCUACUUUAUCGGAUACUCACGGCGCUUGUGGGUGAUUGAACAGAUGAUGCAACGCAUGUUCAUUGGGAGUCCUCCAGGGUCUCAUGAUCGUCUGCUAGACUUUUCAACCCCAUUGACAGGAACCACAUUUUUCGCGCCAUCGUUGAGUUUUCUGAGCAGUCUCGAUCCUGAUUGA